AUGGAAAUGUUCCGAUUCAUCAACUCUUCUCUGUUCAUCAGUCAUCGCCCCCAGAACGUCUCGCUGGCUGAGAAGACCGUGUACGCCAACUGUGCAGACAUGCCGGCGGUCCUGAUUUUCUACCUGGUGCUGCAGUUUAUCAACAUGUUUCUGGGUAUUCCGGCCAACAUCAUGGUUCUGUGGCUCAUUCGGAAGAAUAAAGGCGACUCGUCUACAUCGGACAUCUUCAUCGUUCAUCUGGCCGUGCUGGACACUUUCUUCUGUCUCAUUCCUCCUCUUGAGUUCGCAAACAUCGUCUAUUUGACCACCAGCAGCACCUGGUACGUCUUGCGCUUCUUCUACGGUGUCAAAGACUCUUCGCCUCUUUUCUUGGCCUGUAUCUGUCUGGACAGAUAUAUGGCCGUCCUGCAUCCCAUCACGUUCACCGAACUAAAGGACAAACGGCAUCGCUCUAUUGGCGCAGGUGUCGUGUGGCUCAUCACUUUGGUCUACGCUGCAGCCAAGUGUGUAGGAAACAUUCCAAACUUUGAGAAAGCUUUCACCGUUAUGAUCCUCGCCGCUUUCGUCUUCAUGGUGUUCUGUAACAUUUCCAUCCUGUGGGCACUGAGACAGUCGGCUCCAGGACGGGACGAGAGACACCCUGUCAAGAAAAAGGCGUUCAAGAUGGUGAUCAUCAUUCUGACAAUUAUUGUCUUUAACUACUUCCCACCAGUGGCUCUCUUCCCGUUCCAGGACUAUUUCUCUCCGGAGGUCUUUCGCUGCUACAUUCACUAUAUUGCCUUUGGUUUCAUGGACGUCAGCAGCAGCAUUCAGCCAGUUUUGUAUCUGUCGCGGGAGAAACUUCCUCCAGCUCCGGCAUGCUGUUACUCCUGCAGAGAGAAUAAAACUGAAGAUGAUCCGCCACAUGUCUGA
Molecule: messenger RNA, 912 nt
Organism: Triplophysa dalaica
Lineage: Eukaryota; Metazoa; Chordata; Actinopteri; Cypriniformes; Nemacheilidae
Gene: hcar2
Product: proteinase-activated receptor 3
Exons: 1
Coding region: 1-912 (303 amino acids)
Biological process (GO): positive regulation of Rho protein signal transduction; phospholipase C-activating G protein-coupled receptor signaling pathway
Cellular component (GO): membrane
Molecular function (GO): G protein-coupled receptor activity
Source: RefSeq, a predicted model, not a curated record